Messenger RNA from Chinchilla lanigera (long-tailed chinchilla), 1941 nucleotides. RefSeq names its product transmembrane BAX inhibitor motif containing 4 (gene Tmbim4). Lineage: Eukaryota; Metazoa; Chordata; Mammalia; Rodentia; Chinchillidae. The record is from RefSeq and is a predicted model, not a curated record. The coding region runs from base 583 to 1299 and encodes 238 amino acids. The transcript is spliced from 7 exons. Gene Ontology annotation, cellular component: membrane. Gene Ontology annotation, biological process: negative regulation of apoptotic process.
UACACUUGGAUGCACUAUCCAUCUGUAAUUUCAGAAAUAUUAACUCUGACCUAUGGUGUUUGCCACCACCUUUUUACUUUCACACCUCUCUGUCCCCCUCUCCGUGCCCUUGAUCACAGCCGUUUCAAAGCAGUCUACAAGCGGCACGCAGACGUGAUCUGGUCCUGAUCUUCCAGACUCAUCCUUUGCCACCUGUCCUGUUCACCGACUGAGUUUUGCCCUCCCCGUCUUUGCAGAGGUCGUUCCUGAGAAUCUACGUGCAUCACUCUUUUCUGGUUGUUGAAUGAAUGGCUAAAUUCAUCUCUUCUAUCACUUCUGCCAAUUCUCCAAGGGAGAGAACUUUUAAAACUUCUGGAGGAAAAGCCGAGAAAAGUUUUCCCGUCGUCCCGCGGCGUACUUGAAGCAAGUAUAGCCGGACGGCUCGAGGCCGAGUCAUCGAUCAGCUCGGGGCUCGCCUCCCGGCCGGAGCUCGGCUCGUGCUGUCUGGAGCGCCUCACCCGGAAGCGGAAAGCGGCCCGGAGUCCGUUGCGGCCGGUGCGGUCGGGCAGGCCCGGCCCGGGUCGGUGGGGCUCUGUCGCCGAGAUGGCGGAUCCUGACCCCCGCUAUCCUCGCUCCUCCAUCGAGGACGACUUCAACUAUGGCAGCUGCGUGGCCUCCGCCAGCCUGCACCUCCGCAUGGGCUUUCUCAGGAAAGUCUACAGUAUCCUGUCUCUGCAAGUUCUCUUAACUACAGUAACCUCUGCAGUGUUCUUAUACUUUGAGUCUGUACGAACAUUUGUGUUUGAAAGUCCUGCCUUAAUUUUGGUGUUUGCCUUUGGAGCUUUGGGUUUGAUGGUUGCGCUGGCUUUGUACAGACACAAGCAUCCCCUCAACCUGUACCUGCUCUUUGGCUUUACACUUUUGGAAGCUUUGACUGUGGCAGUGGUAGUUACCACCUAUGAUGUAUAUGUUGUUCUGCAAGCUUUUAUACUGACCACUGCUGUGUUUCUUGGUAUGACUGUAUAUACUCUGCAAUCCAAGAGGGACUUCAGCAAAUUUGGAACAGGGCUGUUUGCUGUUCUGUGGAUUUUAUGCCUGUCAGGGUUCUUGAAGAUAUUUUUUCAUAGUGACACAAUGGAGUUGGUCUUGGCUGCUGGAGGAGCCCUUCUUUUCUGCGGAUUUAUCAUUUAUGACACUCAUUCACUGAUGCAUAAAUUGUCUCCUGAAGAGUAUGUCCUCGCUGCGAUCAGCCUCUACUUGGAUAUUAUCAAUCUGUUCCUACACGUGUUACGGUUUUUGGAAGCAGUAAUAAAAAAGUAAUUGAAAGCAGUAUUUAAGACUAUUUCAUUAAGUAAUAAAGUUUGAUAUUUAAUUAAGUGUUAAAUACUUUUAUGAUCUUUAUUAGUAUUCUGUGUACUUCUGAGCUUGAAGAUCUCACUCUUCUUUAUGGUAUAUCUCAUUUCUAAAUCCUUAAAAAUCAAGUAAGAGAUAUAAAAAUUCUGUCUUUUUUAUUUUUCAAUCAUAAAUUGGCUGUACCCAAGUGUUCAUUUGCAAUUCAGAAUAAUUUUAUAUUACAACAUCAAUGUGUCUUUGGUGAUUUAAUGUAAAUUUCCCUUAUGUAACAGAUUUGAUUUUGAUUCUGAAGUACUAGAGUGUACCAUUAUAAAGUGUAAAUCUUUCACUAGAUUUUAAUCUCAUAGAGUUAAAAUUAUAAAAGAUAAACUCCAGAGAAUUAUUCGGUACUGAUUAAAACUAUAUUCUGUUAAUGACAUCUUAUAAAACUAUAAGAUUAGUAUUAAAAUUUAAAGGUCUUCUUGAAAGUCAGAUAAAAUUUGACAGUACUUUUUUUUUUAAGUACAGGGUUCAUUUUAAAAUGAUGGUCAUAUUGUUAAAGAACCCCAGAGAGACUGGGCCAUCUGACCUGAAGUAUAUAUACUGAAAAUAAAAAUAUUUGGAAAAAUG